ACCAAAUUCAACAAAAUCUUUUUUUUUUUCCCACCUCUUUGUUUUAUUUUCGGUGGAUAGGGUAAAGGGAACUCUUCUUUCCUUCUUUCUUUUUUUUUUUCUUGAUUUUAUUUUUUCCCCUGAUUUUCUCGUUCAUCGAAAAUAAAGAAAAACUAAAUGCAUCCUCGACCUCAGCAAACCUACGCAACUCCAAAUUGCAUAUCAAAAGUAAAAAAUCAAAGAGGUUUGUAUUUCUCUUCCAUUUCCUUUCCGUUCUUUUGCAAUCUGUCUUGUCUUCUUCUUGGGGACAAUAAAUUUUUGUCUCUAAACAUAAUUAAUGGGAAAAUAAAUUUAUGAUCAAGAAAAAUUUGUCAUCAAGAUUUUCAUUGAUAUGUUAUCUGCUCUAAUCUUCAGGUACCCCUAGAUUGAUUUUUAUCAGCAUUUUGGGGAAUUGUUAACUUGAGAGUCCCCAAAGAACCAGACAAUCUCCUCAGAAUUCUUGGUUCCGAAAUGGCUACGAGGGACAGACAUUGAAGAGGUAACAUCAGACAAUGUUCAUUUGCAGCAUUAGGACAGGCGAGGUUUCAUUGAGGCCGUGAUGUGGAAAGCUCCUGAAACUUCCGAGAACCAAAGACCAUUCAAUGGGAUCGGAGCCGAUGCCUUCCCGAGCGAUAAGUUAUCCGCCGAGAAAAACUUGUAUGACAUAUGCCUUCAGACGGGUGAGGAAUUCUCCACCGAGUUCCUGAGGGACCGGAUGGGACUAAGGCGUGUCAACGUGAUGCCCAAUGCCAACACCCAACAGCCGAGGAGCGCCGGGUUCAGCUCCACCAAGAACAACAAUAACAACAAUCCUUUCUAUGAAGACCUCGCCCGCUUUCCUGGUCAUCGGAGAGGCUACUCCGACUGUAGCUCAGAAGUUCUAGAAUAUGCCAAUAUUGCUGCACCAGAUGUACCCAAUUUUGAUGCUGGUGACAGGGCACGCAAUCUGGACGAGUUGAGUCGGUACCAUGGAGGUGGAUUCGAUUAUUUUGGGCAGGCUCUUGGCGUCCCUUAUGACAAUGGGAAUGUUCGGAUAGCGAUUGCACCUCAAAACAUGUCAUCAGGCUCACCACAUUCGUACAAUGCCCAUGGGUUAGCAAUCUCGGACGCCCUCCUUCCGAGAAAGAUGAAGUUCCUCUGUAGCUACGGCGGGAAAAUAUUGCCGAGGCCCAGUGACGGGAAGCUCCGGUACGUAGGCGGAGAGACCAGGAUCAUAUCGAUCAGGGCGUACAUCACCUGGGAGGAGCUUGUGAGUAAGACUUCAGCAAUCUGCCACCAGGCCCACACGAUCAAGUAUCAGCUCCCUGGCGAGGAUCUCGAUGCACUCAUAUCAGUUUCUUCUGACGAGGAUCUGCAUCACAUGAUUGAGGAGUAUCAGGAGCUGGAGAAGGUUGGAGGGUCCCAAAAGUUACGGUUAUUUCUCGUGCCUACCAAUGAGACAGAUAGCCCGACCUUGAGCUCACUAGAAUCCCGGGUAGCAGAGAAGUCUGAUGCUGAUUAUCAGUAUGUCGUUGCUGUCAAUGGGAUUGCAGACCGCAGUCCAGGAAAGCAAACAUUAGCAGCCCAGUCGAAUCAAGUCGGGACUCUGUCAGGCUAUAGCCCAAGCUUUCUAGAGGACUCCCCGACUUACAGACAAGCCCUAGACAUCAUGGAUUUUAGUCCAAGCUACUCCAAGUUGAUGGAAAUGAGUUUCAACCCUUCAGCUCCAGUAUUUAGUAACAAUCCUCAAUUGGUUAACAAUAUCGUGAAUCAAUCUCCUGACAGUAAUCUCGGAGUCGAGGGGCAAAUAUUUGAUGAUCAAGUCUGCAAUGAUGGUGCUAUUGAAGGCAACCUCCCAAUUCUGAGAGACCCAAUUCUGCCUAGCGAUGUUGCUCGAGAACCUUCAACAUUUGUGGAUCUUGAUGCACUGAAGAAUCUUCUAGCUGAGGCCGAACUAGUGAAUGGUGAGAGUCAUCUUCACGAACAAAACCUGCAAAAGGAUCUUUCGCAUGCUUUCCAAUAUGUCGGAGGUGAUGGAAGAUCGGGCAAUGUUUGUUCUCAUCCUGAAGACGCGACUCAUCAGCCUCUUAGCGGAUCUAAUGAGCUGUCGGAUAAUACUCAUCACGAGAAUCCUACCACAGCGGAGAACUACACUCGAUUGCUGGAAAUAGCAAGUUUCUCAUCACGAGAGUGGCAGAUGAAGUCGCAAGAUUUAUCUGCACAUGCUGAAGCUCAAGAUCAGACUACUUCAACAGCCCCUUCGUUAUGUGAUAAUAAUGCUGUUAAUUUUGGCAACAAACUGGUGUUGAACUUCACAGGGACAAGCAAUCCCGAGUCUAAUAUGAUCGAUGCUGUGUUAGUCGUUGAAGAUGUAACUAACAACGUUACAUCAACUGAUACCACCGUAAGGUCGAGAGUAGUUGAACCAUGUGUGGAGGACGAGUUAAGUGAGGAAGAAUCGCUUUCCAGAGAAUUCGAGGCAGAGAGCACCAAUCAGGAAAUCGACUCCGAGGAUUCAAGAACUUAUGGUGGAGACGGAGAUGACCCCAUAAGUGACGCUGCAAUAGCUGAGAUGGAAGCGGGCAUCUACGGAUUGCAGAUUAUAAAGAAUGCGGACCUUGAAGAGCUACAAGAGCUGGGAUCCGGUACAUUCGGCACUGUCUAUCAUGGAAAAUGGAGGGGAACAGAUGUUGCAAUCAAAAGAAUAAAGAAGAGCUGCUUCGUUGGUAAAUCUUCUGAGCAGGAACGAUUGACCAAAGACUUCUGGAGAGAGGCAAAAAUCCUAUCAAAUCUUCAUCACCCAAAUGUUGUGGCAUUCUAUGGGAUUGUUCCCGAUGGUCCCGGGGGAACAUUGUCAACGGUGACUGAAUACAUGGUGAAUGGUUCGUUGAGACAUAAUCUACUGAGGAAUAACAGAGCGCUUGAUCGCCGGAAAAAGCUCCUAGUUGCAAUGGAUGCGGCUUUCGGGAUGGAGUAUUUGCACCUGAAAAACAUCGUUCACUUUGACUUGAAAUGUGACAAUUUGCUCGUCAAUUUAAAGGAUCCUCGCCGGCCUAUUUGUAAGGUUGGUGAUUUCGGAUUGUCAAGAAUCAAACAGAAUACGCUCGUGUCCGGUGGUGUACGAGGUACCCUUCCUUGGAUGGCACCUGAACUGUUAAAUGGUUCCAACAAUCGGGUCUCUGAGAAGGUUGAUGUUUUCUCAUUUGGGAUUGCUAUGUGGGAGAUGUUGACAGGAGAGGAGCCAUAUGCCAACAUGCAUUGUGGUGCUAUUAUAGGGGGAAUUGUAAAUAAUACACUGAGGCCUCCUGUACCAGAGCGCUGUGAUGCUGACUGGAGGAAACUGAUGGAGGAUUGCUGGGCACACGAUCCCGCCGAUAGACCCUCUUUCACUGAAGUUACGAAUCGCUUGAGGCUUAUGUCAAAUGCACUCACUCCAAAACGCAACUUAUUAGACCAGAAGAUCAAGUAAAUUACCGUAAAAUUAAUGUAAUGAUAAUUGAUCAUCAUUUUUCCUUUUUUCUUUUCCUUUUUGGUUUCUUCUUUAAAGCACAGAAUGCCCGAAAUAUAUGUGUAACAUAUAGAGGUGGUAUGGGGGUUUGUUUAAUAUAAUUAGAUUAGGUUUGUACCAUACGCUUGUUUUGAGUGCAAUUGGAAAAAAAAAAAAAGUUACAAGAGGAAAUAAAUGCCGGUGAUGAUAGUUGCGCACUUAA
Messenger RNA from Punica granatum (pomegranate), 3707 nucleotides. The record is from RefSeq and is a predicted model, not a curated record. Lineage: Eukaryota; Viridiplantae; Streptophyta; Magnoliopsida; Myrtales; Lythraceae.